Molecule: messenger RNA, 2724 nt
Organism: Hippocampus zosterae (dwarf seahorse)
Lineage: Eukaryota; Metazoa; Chordata; Actinopteri; Syngnathiformes; Syngnathidae
Gene: ndfip2
Product: Nedd4 family interacting protein 2
Exons: 8
Coding region: 341-1084 (247 amino acids)
Biological process (GO): ubiquitin-dependent protein catabolic process; positive regulation of protein ubiquitination; vacuolar transport
Cellular component (GO): perinuclear region of cytoplasm; Golgi apparatus; endoplasmic reticulum
Molecular function (GO): WW domain binding
Source: RefSeq, a predicted model, not a curated record
AAUUUGAUUCAAAGUACUUUAUACACGAGAAAAAGUAAAAAAUAUAUUCACCAACGUUUCUAUCAAUACGUGAAUGUUUAAAUGGAAGUCUUUAAAACUGUCCAGGAAAUGUUUAUUUUAAUGUUCGGGCGGAAAUGUUCGACUUUAAUACGAACUUGACACUAUGACAAUUUUUUUGAAGCAACAACGAAGCGACUGUUCUGUAAACUGCGGCCAUUUCUUAUGCUGACGGUUUUAGUAUAGUUUUAGGUGUUUGUGAGAUAAAGCAUUUUCUGUUUUGUAAACGGGACAAAUUCGGAACUCUCUUGCCUGGCUCGCUCGGCAGUUGUAUAUUUUCACGAUGGACCCAACAAGUCGAUACCAAGUGCUGCAUAACGAGGAUGACUCCUCUGAGGCCUCCGGCAGUGAGCAGCAGCCCUGUGCCACCCCCCAGGCUGGACCGUCGCAGGACCAAAGCCAGACGCAGAUCAGCGUGCUACCUGCAUCUCCACCUGCAGAAGCUGGGGCUGCAGAUGCACCUCCGCCUCCUUAUGCCCAUAUUGACCUGGGUGCGACUGCCGCGGUGCAAGAGACAAGUUUCCAAAGUGACUUCCCAGUGCCACCACCUUAUAGUGUGGCCACUUCGUUGCCCACAUAUGAUGAGGCGGAAAAAGCCAAAGCCGCCGCCUUGGCUGCUUCCACUGUGGAGGUGAUUUCGCGGGAGGAUGAAUUUAUUCCCAGAGAUGAUUUCAACGAUGCUGACCAGCUUCGAGUUGGGAAUGAUGGAAUCUUCAUGCUGGCCUUUUUUAUGGCCUUCUUGUUUAACUGGAUUGGCUUCUGUUUGUCCUUCUGUUUGACCAACACCAUUGCAGGGCGCUACGGCGCCAUCUGUGGCUUUGGCCUCUCCCUCAUCAAGUGGAUUCUCAUUGUCAGGUUCUCUGACUACUUCACUGGUUACUUCAAUGGUCAGUACUGGCUGUGGUGGAUCUUCCUGCUGCUCGGUCUCUUGCUGUUCUUCAGGGGUUUUGUCAACUACCUAAAGGUCCGCAAUAUGACCGAGAACAUGGCCUCCUCACACAGAACACGCCUCUUCUUCCUGUAUUAACCAGGCUGCCAUUUGGCAAUGUCUGGGCUACCUGCUACUGUGGGCCCUCAUGAUUUUUUUGGUGAUUCUCCGCAGGGUUCCGCCCCAUUGCCAUUCCCUUCCAUUGAGAAAUCCUACAACCACCACCCACCCGCACCCUCGAAUGACCUGCCAGGCCAUUGUUGCAGGGAAGAGGAAGAAGGGCAGUAAAGUAAAUGUACAGAGGCAGGUACAGUUGAAAUGCAUAGCAAAUAGAUGUAGAUUGUAGUUGUGCCGGCCAGCCAAUGAACUAUUCUGAUCAAGUCUUACGCCAUCCAGGAUGUAGCUCUUUAACUUGCAGUGGCACUGCCUACAUCCUUAACACCUUAGUCACUUUCACGUCGGUCAAUUUUGGGCUAUUCAUAAAUGUGCAUGUAGGAUCGGGUUACAUAUCCCGUGGUGGUUUACCAUGGAAGACUGAACAUUAAUCAGAUUUUUGGCAUCAGCCAGUUGAAUUUGACCCGAAUCCUUUUGAUGUUAGGUGAACAAAAUAGCAUUUUAGCAUGUAAUGGUUAUAACGAGAUGAAUUUCAGGAUUUUAUUCCUGACCUAUGCAGCACAAGCCAGGCAAUUAAACUGGAGGAGGGCUACUCUCACUGCUGCCAUUUCUGAUACGAACAAAAAGAAAAAAGAUCUGACCAUCGGCUCUGGUCGUGGGGGUUCUCACGGGUGAUCAUCGAGCAUUGAGGGGAAAAAAAAUGAAACAAAAAAGCUUCUGAGCCAUAUUGUGCUUCAGGAGUACUUGUCAGACAUGGCCAGGGAGCAAGAAAGUUUUACAAGUCCUAUGCAAUUUAAUUACCUACAAUAGUAGUUGUGGAUUAUGAAGUUAUGGUAAUGAUUGAUGCGGAAGGUUGGCAAUACAACAAAAAAUUUCACUGGCCAUGCAUUUAACACGGAUAUUGCUUUGUAGUAUUAUUACUAUAAAUGUCCGGUCCUUUCUUUUCAAGGAAGUUUUUGGUGGCAAUGGGAACACCCCAAAUGACAUGAACACCUACCAUUUGCUAGUUUGUACUUAAAAAAAAAAAAAAAAUCAGAUGCCAUUGUUCAGUGUGUUGAGAGCAUGUGAUGAGCUGAGCCUGUCUGGACAAAGUCAACAUCAACCUGAAAAUCAAAUGUAAAUACCAACUUAAUACCAAUUCAUAUUUGCACUUUGAAUUUCUGUACAGUGUAAUUUGAGUCUGCCUAAAUUGAUGUGGUGGUGGAGCAGUUGAAAAAUUAAAACUGCUUUCCAUGUUUUUCAACUUGAAUUCUUAAUUAUGUGAAAUACUGCUGUUUUGUUUUUUCCAUUUUCUUUUGCACUUUUUACUUUUCACACAGAUUUUUUCUCUCUUUCUUUUCUCAUCUGAACUGUGACUUUUUAAGUAUUGCCAAACUUAUAAUCGCCUUUUUCCGCCCUCGGCCUUUUUCAGCGAUAUCCAAAUUUGCUGCAUGAUUGAUGUGCUUGAAUGAUUAGCAGGGAUAUCAGGAGUCAACCAUUUAUUUACAAAGCCAUGAACCAGUACAAAGAGCAAAUGAAAUAAAAUAGCACUCAUUUUGUUGUUGCUUUAGCAUAUGUAACUUGUCAUUUAUUGUAACUGGAAUUAAUUGAUGUAUUGCAAAAUGCCAAUAAAGUUUGAAAACAAA